Molecule: messenger RNA, 2265 nt
Organism: Ipomoea triloba (trilobed morning glory)
Lineage: Eukaryota; Viridiplantae; Streptophyta; Magnoliopsida; Solanales; Convolvulaceae
Product: zinc finger CCCH domain-containing protein 37-like
Exons: 14
Coding region: 556-1926 (456 amino acids)
Molecular function (GO): mRNA binding; metal ion binding
Source: RefSeq, a predicted model, not a curated record
AUACGUCCAGAAAACUGAGAGGAAAACAGCAAAAGCCGAAGAAAAGAGAUCGAGAAGGGCAUCUAAGAACGACAUUGAUGCUAUCUUGGUUCUUGAAUAUAUGUUUAUAAAUCAGAAUUAUCAUUUUCCUAUUGCCGACAAAUGCUCAUCGAAUUAGAUUUUACAAUUUCUUUGGAUUCUGGGAAACUAGUAAUUUAAUUAGGGUUUAGUUAUCGUCCUGAGUAAAGAAAAUCCCUAUCGUAUCAGCGUUGUCGUCCACUGCCGAAGUCCCAUCCCAUUGUUGUUUCUGUUCGUCUGUCGUCACUGAGUUCUGUUCAUUUACCGCCGGAUCUCCACAGGCCACAGCAGCAGCCUUUAAGGUUGUUGGUGCAAUUAUUUGUAUGUGCCAGCCAUAUUCUGUUUUAUCAGAUGGAAUGAAAUUUGGGCUACUGAGGAAGUCUUAAAAGUUCAAGGCUGAAAACCAGGCACAUCAUUGUUUGGCUAUUAUCUCCGUGCAACCCACUGCUUGCACCGCUCUCCGGCUACAAGUCCUCUCCUACUCAUCACUGGUCAGCCAUGCUAUUUAAUCGUACUAAUAAUAGUUUCUCCUCUGCUGGCACUAGAAUUCCUACAGCCCCUCAAUUGGCUUCUCAGUCAUUGUGGUCCGGUCCUCCUGGUGUUGAUAUUGGACCAGCUGUUGCUGACCCAUUUCUUUCUGGGUUGAAGCGUCCCUCGUCCGAAGCCCUAUAUCAUCAGACAGUUUUGGGUGGUCAUAGUACAGUUGGGCAAACUGAAUCUUGGUUUUCAAGCAAUCCUUUAGCCAAGCGUCCUAGAUUUGAGACUGCCUGCAAUUUGCCCAUCUAUCCCCAGAGGCCUGGAGAGAAGGACUGUUCCCAUUACAUGCUCACAAGAACCUGUAAGUUUGGAGAUAGCUGCAAGUUUGAUCAUCCUAUUUGGGUUCCAGAGGGUGGAAUCCCAGAUUGGAAAGAGGUACUCAUUACAAGUGAAUCUCUUCCAGUGAGAUCAGGAGAGCCAGAUUGUCCGUAUUAUCUAAAGACUCAAAAGUGCAAGUACGGUAUUAGGUGCAAGUUUAACCACCCAAAAGUUAAGGAUGCCUUUGAAAGUACUGAUGUUCUUGUCUUACCUGAAAGGCCUUCGGAACCUCUAUGUGCGUUUUACAUGAAGACGGGAACAUGUAAAUUUGGUGCCACCUGCAAAUUUCACCAUCCAAAAGACAUACAAAUACAGGCUUCUGCACAAGAAAAUUUCAGCACAGCAGAGACCGGAUUAAUUGAUAAUAGUGAAAUGAUUGGUGAUGUGAAGCAAACUGUCACCCCAGCUAUGCUGCAUAAUUCCAAGGGUCUCCCUAUCAGACCGGGUGAAGUUGAUUGCCCUUUCUACUUAAAAACUGGAAGCUGUAAGUAUGGAGCCACUUGCCGCUACAAUCAUCCAGACAGAUACACAAUCAAUCCACCUGCAGCACAUCUUAAUGUUGGGAUUGUUAAUCCAACUGCCUCACUUUUUCAAACAUUUGACCCUAGAAUGACUCAAACAAUGUUUGGAUUUGCCACAACUAUCUAUCCACAACGGCCUGGGCAGGUUGAAUGUGAUUUCUACAUGAAAACUGGGGAGUGCAAAUUUGGAGAGAGAUGCAGGUUUCACCACCCUCUUGAUCAUUCAUCACCUGUUACAUCCUCAAUGGAAGGCCAGCAGCAAAAUUUUAAGCUCAGUCUUGCAGGGCUACCUAGACGGGAGGGUGCUAUACAUUGUCCGUAUUAUAUGAAAACUGGAAUAUGCAAGUAUGGAGCAACUUGCAAAUUUGAUCAUCCCCCACCAGGGGAGUUAAUAGGUGUUACUUCACAGGUAACUUCUACAUCUGUUGGUGAAGAGGAAGGAUAUGCCAAAUUGGUUGAAGCCAUUCAGAAACAGCAGCAGCAGCAGCAAUAAACAUUCUGUUCUGUUCAGCAGAGGAUUUGAUCCGCUACCUCUUCUAGCCCUGACUACACUCUGAGGGAACUAAUAAUUAUUUCAGAUUUGGUUGAUGAGUUAUGAUAUUUUAUUUUCAAAUUCUGAAGUUGGAUUGCCUAUGUUGUAUUCCUUGUAACUGGUGGAGAUUAGUAGCUAUGAAAUGCCUUUAUAUAGUUGGAGUAUGUCUUUUCUAGUGGACGGAGCUCUAUAAUGAUUGGCUUGUCCCGGUGGUGUGUAAACACAGAUUAUAGUUAAUACUCAAAGUAUAUGUACGUGAUUCUCUCUAGUUUGAAUUUAAAAUCCACUAUUUUGGCUACU